Molecule: messenger RNA, 951 nt
Organism: Pelobates cultripes (western spadefoot toad)
Lineage: Eukaryota; Metazoa; Chordata; Amphibia; Anura; Pelobatidae
Source: the annotation of a GenBank genome assembly
AUGACGACCACGUCCCCAGCGGGAUCAGAGAAAUCGGCCCUGGAGAAGAUAGGGGAUGAGCUAAGGAGCAUGGCAGCCAAUAUGGUUACCAAAGCCAACCUGCACACCCUCACAGCCACAAUCCAAGACACCCUAAGAGCUGAAAUGGCAGGGAUACGCGCGGAGGUGGCUACCCUCGUGGGCCGCAUGGCUGUGGUACAGGAGACAACGGAGGCCCUCGAGGUGAAACUCACGACGACGGACACGGCAGUGACUCGACAGGGCGCACUGCUGUUAGCUAUGAGGAGACACCUCGAGGACUUGAAUAAUAGAGGGCGGAGGUACAAUAUACGUGUCCGUGGAGUUCCAGAGACAGAUAGAGACGAGAACGCUGGGGAGGUUCUCGCGGAACUCUUCCAGGCCAUUCUGCACAUGGACACCCCUCAACAAAUUGAGUUUGAGAGAGCUCAUAGAGCCCUGAGACCGCGGUCACUGGAGGAGGGCCCGAGGGACCUCAUUUGUUGUCUACACUCUUUUCCAGUAAAAGACGCCAUUAUGAAGAAGGCCCGCGAAAGACCUACGUGGCCUUACAGGGGAGCGCAAGUAUCACUUUACAACGAUCUAUUCUCCAUAACACUGGAAGCACGACGGGCACUCCGGCCAGUGACCUCAGCCCUGCGGAACAACAACGUAACUUAUAAAUGGGGGUUACCCUUUGCCCUGACACAGAAACGGAUGGAUCUCCCUGCGGUGGCCCGAAGAAGUACCAGGAUUCAUGGAAGAGAACCUACACCAGUCCCUAACUGGAUUUUAGACCCACAGGGGCCGCCACCACGCCCUCAAAGAGCUCCUAGACGCCGAAACAGAAGAAACCCAUCGGGAGGAACCCGGCAUCCCCGGAAGAAUGAGAACAAACACCUACACACGACAGCGAUUGCCACACUGCAAGCCCGGAAGCUAGGCCCACUUUGA